This is a messenger RNA of Paramecium sonneborni, 168 nucleotides long. The record is from the annotation of a GenBank genome assembly. Lineage: Eukaryota; Ciliophora; Oligohymenophorea; Peniculida; Parameciidae.
AUGAAGGAAGAAAAAUCAUAAUAAAUGCUGAAAUAAUCUUUCUUAGACGAAAAGAAAAGAUAUGAAGAACUUAGUAAUCAAUUUAAUAGUUUGUAAGGGACAGAUAGAAAAUACUCCUUUUAUUAAAGAUAACCAUCACAGAGUCUCUAUUUAUCCUCUAAGAAAUGA